GAGUUUGGUGAAUAAUCACUUGGAGUCCCUUCCUGGCGGAUUGUUCCGGACACUGACGGCCAUCAAACACAUCGAUCUGCGGGGGAAUCCUCUGACCUGCGACUGUCGGAUGAAGUGGUUGGUGAAGUGGGUGCACGGACCCGGGAGGAGUGUGGCCCUGUGGCCCCCGUUACCUUGUGAGGAGCCGACAAAGCUGAAGGGCAAGAGCGUCCAGGAGCUCAGCGAGAGUGACUUCUACUGCGUGAGCAGCAACUUGGUGCAGCGCUGGACCUUCAAGCUUCCCUCCCUGACGGUCAAGGCCUUUGAGUAUAACGCGCAGCAGUAUGUGGUGAUCGCUCACCCCUUCGAGGGCCGGUGCACCAUCCUGGAGUGGGACCACGUGGCCUACGAAUUCCGAUACUACGACAGUAUCAAAGGUAUCUCAGUGGUCUCCUGCCUGCCGCUGGUUAUCGGUAAACAGCUCUUCGUGGUGGUGGCUCAGCUGUAUGGUGGCACCUCAGUCUACCGCCUGGACCCCUCACCGGGAAGCCCGUCCGCCUUCCAUCGUUUUCAGCAUUUCCCUGAUGUCCGGAAACCCAACGACAUUGAGAGCUUUACCUCAGCCGAAGGCGACCAUUACUUCAUCAUAGCAGAUAGCGCCAAGUCUGGAGCCAGCACCUUGUAUCGCUGGGACGGCCGUGGCUUCUACCCUCAGCAACAGUUACCACGAUGGUACCGUGACACUGAUGCCGAACCUCUCAUCCUCUCUGGUUCUCCCCACCUCAUUAUGAGCAGCGGUUCCCAGAGGCCUCUCAUCUACCGAUUUGAGGACAAGCACCUAGAACGCCUGACAGAUAUUCCAGAAGCUUGGGACGUCUAUGCGGUGAAGCACUUCACGGACGCAGAAGACGGCAUCUUCGCCUGCUUGGUCCGCUAUAUGGGUGACUCCUCCCUCGUCCGCUGGGACGGCUCUAUGUUUCGACAGCUCCAGCAGUUGCCCUCCAGAGGGUCACAUGUCUUUCAGCCUCUGCUGCUUGGCCAAAGGUGGCACGCUCUUCUAGGAAAUGACUUUGGCUACACGUGGGUCUACCAGCUGGAGAAAUGGAAACAUUGGGAGAUUGAAGAGACUAAUGACAAGGAGGGGCCUAUAGGGCCCCUGGUGCCAAUGCAGGAGCUCAAGGUCCUAGAGGCUCGGGCCUUUACCACCAUCCAGGUGCGAGGUCGGCUCUUCACUUUUGUGGCCAGUUUUGGAGGGGACACAAUGGUAUUUGAAUAUGUGGAGAAGGACCAUGCUGGCUAAGGAAUGACCGAGAAACUGAGCUGCUCCUCGUGGGCUGGACAAAGGACCUGAAGUGGUGAUAGAGAGGUGACGGUAGAGAGUGGAAAUGGGACAGGGCCAUAGUGACCAGUAUGGAGAACUUCCAUGACAGUGACCUCUGCCCCCUGGACUCACAGUAUGGUUGUAUUCACACGGGACUUGCGGUGAAUCUUACAGAGGGAGGGGCCCGAUAUAGAAGGAAAACUCAUCUCUUGCCUCUGAGUUGUAAAACUGCAUCAAAAUGGCUGAUGUGGGAAAGGGUUAAUACAGGGAGUGGCAUGUGACUGUCCCCUCCAUGACAUGUCCUUCUACAACAUCACAUGGUUGCCCAGCUCCUCCUCUUUGGUACUUUAUUUUUCCUACAACUGACAACUAAACUUCGCCUCUGAAGAGCUUUUUCAAUUAUGGGACGAGGGGAAGGUUACUGCUCAGAAAAAGUCGAUUAACCCUUUAUUAUUGUGUGAUAUGUAAAUGACCCUAAUAACCUCAUAUUAAACCAGUGUAAAAAAAACUGACUUAGAAAU
Messenger RNA from Hyla sarda, 1821 nucleotides. RefSeq names its product leucine-rich glioma-inactivated protein 1-like. Gene Ontology annotation, molecular function: protein binding. Lineage: Eukaryota; Metazoa; Chordata; Amphibia; Anura; Hylidae. The record is from RefSeq and is a predicted model, not a curated record.